CCGCACGCACAAGGUCCGUCACGUGUUCCAUCAUCCUCUUCCUACCGGCGAAUCUAUCCAACAGUAAAGCGCAUGACGCCGUACCGAAUGCGUUUUGUGGUAGACGUCGAAGAGAUAAAUACAUUUACAUUACGUUACACACAAAUACAACCGGUCGUCUUGUGUCGCGGGAUGCAUCGCGCAUUUUUGUCUGCAAGAAGCAGUCAUUUACCUAGUUGUUCCUCUACCUGGCCUACCUCACCAAAGGAGAACGUAACCGUCUAAGAGAAAUCGUAUACAUCUGUGACGAUGGCUACCAAAUGUACAGCAGUGCUUCCGUCGACCGCGGACGAGGAGUAUCACGACUUAACAGACAAGGAGCGAACCUUCACCGAUGAUUUGAACCUGGCACGUGAAAAAUUGGUGAAAAACAUGGAGAUUCUCGGUGUGAAAUUCGCGCCCUUAAACAUACCUCUGGAAAGAAGACUGCAGACCUUGGCGGUCGCGAUAUGGGUUUUUAUCACCCCUUUCGGGGAUUUUUUGGGAUUCAUCGCCACGGCAUAUCUGCUACUCUACACGCAAACGAUACGUUACUUCGUCCUACUGUAUUUCCUCUGGAUGUAUUACGAUUGGGACACCUGCGAUCGCGGUGGCAGAAGUGACUGGUGUACAAAUAUAGUGAGAAAGAACGCGUUUUGGCGUUACUUUUGCAAUUAUUUUCCCUUGAAGUUAGUAAAAACGGUCGAUCUGGAUCCGACAAAGUCUUAUCUUUUCAUAUCGGUACCUCAUGGAAUUUUAUCAAUGGGCGUGGUGGGUUCUUUUGGAACCGACGCGCUAGAUUGUAAGAAAUUAUUUCCCGGAUUAGAAAUACGUCUAAUUACUCUCGAUCAACACUUCAAAGUACCUCUAUUCAGAGAAUAUCCUUAUUCCUUAGGUUGCUGCGCUGCUAAUGCGAAAAGUGUCGAGUAUUUAUUAUCGGCACCGCCAAAGAGUCCACAUACCGGAAGAGCUACGGUACUUAUUGUCGGCGGUGCUUCUGAAUCCAUGGAAUCGACACCAGGCACUUACCGUACCAUUGUGAAAAGGAGGAAAGGCUUCGUAAAAUUAGCGUUGAAACAUGGCACGACGUUAGUUCCCGUUUUCUCCUUUGGGGAAACGGAUUUAUACGAUCAAGUAUACGGUCCGGAAGGAUCGACUUUAAGACGUAUCCAGCAUCGCAUUCGCAAUUUAAUAGGACUGGCACCUAUCAUUUUUUCGGGUAGAGGAUUCUUCCAGUAUUCGUUUGGUCUCAUUCCGAAUCGAUUACCUGUCACCGUAGUCGUUGGCAGUCCUCUCGAGUUACCGAAAAUAGAAAAACCUACAGCUGAGCAGAUCGAUGAGUACCACAAAAAAUUUAUGAACAACUUAAUUGAGCUCUUUGAAACGCAAAAGCACAAUUAUAUAAAAGAUGCGGAUAAGGCUACUCUCGAAACCUAUGAUUAACCUAGCUAUUAUGCGUUCAAUUGAAUAUGAUAUCAUCUUAAAUUACUUUAUUGCUUUAUUGAGAUUUUCUGGGACUAAUUGUCAUUUUUCUUAAAAAGUUGAAAGAUAAAAAGAAGGUGUUAGAUAUAUGUGUAUUUAAUGUAAUUUAAUGUACAUUUAUUCGAUUCAAUUUAAAUAUAAAAAUUUAAAAAAAAUAGUGAUAAAAGUAAAGCUAAAAAUAUCAAGUUAAAACUUAAGAAUAUACGCAAGACAAUUUACUGAUUACUCACAUGAUUCUUGUAUUAUAUACUUAUCGAAUAUUUAUG
Nylanderia fulva is the source of this 1766-nucleotide messenger RNA. RefSeq names its product 2-acylglycerol O-acyltransferase 2-A. Lineage: Eukaryota; Metazoa; Arthropoda; Insecta; Hymenoptera; Formicidae. Gene Ontology annotation, cellular component: endoplasmic reticulum membrane. The record is from RefSeq and is a predicted model, not a curated record. Gene Ontology annotation, biological process: triglyceride biosynthetic process. Gene Ontology annotation, molecular function: diacylglycerol O-acyltransferase activity.